Mangifera indica (mango) is the source of this 1794-nucleotide messenger RNA. RefSeq lists its product as uncharacterized. The coding region runs from base 108 to 1505 and encodes 465 amino acids. The record is from RefSeq and is a predicted model, not a curated record. Lineage: Eukaryota; Viridiplantae; Streptophyta; Magnoliopsida; Sapindales; Anacardiaceae. The transcript has 7 exons.
UCUCACUCUCUAUUUCAACUUUGAUUGCUUUCUAUUUAUUCUCUUCCCUUAAUCUUUUAUCUAUCUAUUGAUUUAUUUAUUUAUUUUCAUUUCACUUUGGUCUCUUUAUGGAAGACGACGGCCAUAAUCAUGGCUUCAGUUUAGGCUCUGUGUCGGCUCCUUCCCCAUCUGUAGUUUCUCUGGCGGCAUUUUCUGCAAUUCCGUUCCCUUUCCCUUGCCGCCUCUCAAGCCAUUUCACCCGCCCGAGCCCCCCGGUUUCCGCGGUUCGUAAGUUGGCUUGGGUGUCCUUGGAAGGACGACUCGUUAAUGCAGAAGAAGCCAGCUCGUCUAAAACUAUAAAGGGAUGGUUGAGCCGAGAGGAAGCCGCGGCUUGGGAGAUGUUUACCCCCAUUCAGAGGUUCUUGAUAGUUGCCGUGAUCGGCGUCGCCGUCGCUGAGUCGAAGAAGAAUUGGGUCAUUUCGCAACUCAAAAAAUCUGUUGAACUUAGGGAUGAAGUGCUUUUGAGCAUGCAGCAGAAGCUUGACAGUCUCUGUGAACAGUUGUAUUUUGCCAAGGACAAGAAGGAAAUAAAGGCCAAUAUACCAUUAAAAGGGAAAGAAGAGUCAGCAUUUGGCGAAACGUUUGGCGAUGAGAAAAUCAGUUUUGUUGAGUGUGGCUGUUGGCUUUGUGAUCAACAUCAUCAUCUCUUUAAUGGGUUGAUGGCUAGAUCUGCUGUGAAAGCUUCCCGCAGGGAUGAGAAUGAGAUGCUGCAGUUCAAAAUGAAUCAUGUGAAUGAGGUGGAACCGGAGGAGCGCCGCAUGUCUGACUUGUCAGAUUGGGCUUCAAGUGUCACAUCUAGUGUAGAAGUUCAGAUGAACAACUUUGCAUUGGAACAAGAUAUCAGCAAUCUAAGGAAGGAGUGUGAAGACAAGGAUUCCAGCAUAAGGGAGCUAACUGCUUUUCUCCAGUCAUCAAACACUAACGGUUCAAAGAGGAUCUCAGAUCUGGAAGACAUCAUAAGGAGGAAGAGCAUGAUAAUUACAAGACUGAAGAAAGACAUGGUGGUUUUAGAACAAAAGCUGGUGCAGUUGACAAGGCUUCAGAGACCUUCCACUGCAUCAGCCACAAACAGUUGGCAAGUUCCAAUUAUGGCAGAUAACCUGCUUUAUGAUAUGGAUAGUACUACAAGCCCUUCUUCUUCCGAUUCCGAUUCUUCCCCUGUGAAUCGACCAGAAAUUACUGUUCUGAAAGCUGUUGGUGCACCUGUUUUGAAUGGUGACUCUGCUUCACCAAGUGAACAGAAGUCAGCUCCAGUCAAAUUCUCUAGUUUAUUGGCGAAGCCUACUGACUUGCGUAUAACCUCUUGUCAAAGUAGUCCUCUGACUGAAAUAUCAAUAAAUCAAAAUUCCAAUACAAUAUCUUCAUCGAGGCAAAACCAACUGUCAACAAGAGGAGAUCUCAAGAAGAGUAGGAGGCGGCCUCAAACUGCGUCAAAGGGUGCAGCUCCACAGAGAAGAUGGAUUUAGUUAAUGCAGUAAAUCUACAUGUGGAAGAUUUGAGAUGCAAAAUAUUUUUACAAUUUGAAGAUGUAAGGCCUCCCAGUGUAAUAGCUGUGGAGAUAGUUAAGAUUCAAAAUGUCUGGUACAAACCAAUAGGUGCAGAGCAGCUCUGCUAUUAUAUUACAUUGUUGUUGUAUUCAUUGUUCUUGUUAGAUUCAGAGCAAUUCUACAGCUGCAAGACAGCACAUUAGACAUAGAUACAGAGGAUCUUCCACCAUUUCCCUUUAUAGAUUAAUAGAGAUCAUUAUUUACCUUA